GAUCUCAACUGAGAAUGUGGACAGUUAUAGUUAAAUGGAAUAUUGCACCACUAUUGCCGUGCAUAAAUAGCGCUCAGUAAAAAUUGUUACAGCUCAGACUUCCAUGAUGUUGCUGUCUUACAAGACCGCUGGUUCAAAGGUUAGAUAACUUUAUUUAGCGGUCAGAAACUUAAUUGGACUUUGUUUACAAAUAUCUAAUGGUCCCUCUAAGCAGUAACGUUAUCCAUCCUUUGAAAGACCCGAGAUCCAUUUAAACAUAACAGGUGGCAUGAUAAGUUUUUUUUUUUUUUUUCACCGCCCACUCUAAUUCCACAUAAUAAUCGUGAUAAGGAAUGAAAUAAUUAGUCAUAUUGCAAGUCUUAAGAAGUGAACGGCUCACGAGAUAUGGAAAUCACUCUCCGCUAUCCAGUUAUAUCAUUUCUCUUUGCUACUUUCUCUCAUUUUUCGGAAGGUCUUAGUGGAAGGUCCUCUGAUGGGUUAUCUUUUAUCAACUUCAAACCAGAUGAGUAUUUGUAUCUGAAUAUCACCAGUAUUGGUUCAAAUCUUGUUGAAGACGGCAGCGAGUGUGGGUUUGCCUGUUUGGAAAUCCCUUCAUGCUUUUCUUACAACCUCGCAGCAGUCCCUGAUAUCAACAAAAAGAAGCUCUGCGAGCUGCUUCCAUCUGACAAGUACAACAACACGGACAAGUUCAUCGCAAGCCCGGUGUUUCAUCACUUCAGUAUUCCGUCCCCAUGCAGCCGUUGGCCUUGUCAGAACAAUGGAACUUGUGUAUCACAGUACGAGAAGAACAGCUAUGUAUGCCUUUGUACGAAGGAAUUCUCGGGGAAACAUUGCCGAACAAGUAAGAAAGUUUUUCACUCUUAUUGCAUCAUGCGUCUGGGCUUAGUUAGUCCUUGUAUUUCUACUGUAGGUCGGUUAUCCAAUUCUGCUAUAAUUGGUGGAAAUGUAUCUUACCAAAGUCGCCUUUAUCAGUUCCUGACGCCUGCUGUUGGAUUGGACCCUCCGUGGGUGCUGUGUUACCGCGCCUCCACCCACGGCUGGGCUGUCAGUACCUUUCAUAGCAGGUGUGAUGGGAAACGUGACACGGUUGCCAUCAUCAAAAAGGAGCAGUACGUGUUUGGAGGAUACACUGACAUUCCCUGGGAGUCCAGUGGUGGUUAUGGUUCCACUUCCAAUGCGUUCAUAUUUUCUCUCCACAACAAAGAAGGUCUUGGACCAUUCAAGAGCAUGGUAACGGACUCAUCAAAUGCAAUUUACAGGCACUCAAGUUAUGGUCUAACGUUUGGUGCAGGGCAUGACAUCUACAUUGCUGACAAUGCAAACAGUAACACUAAUUCAUACUCAGACUUUGGUCAACACAACGACUACUCUAUUUCAAGUGGAGUACAAGACCAGUACACAAUCCUGGCUGGGACUCGUAACUUCAAACCUGAUGAGGUGGAAGUGUUUUAUCUUGGUUGACUUACCCUAACAU
Orbicella faveolata is the source of this 1474-nucleotide messenger RNA. RefSeq lists its product as uncharacterized. The record is from RefSeq and is a predicted model, not a curated record. Lineage: Eukaryota; Metazoa; Cnidaria; Anthozoa; Scleractinia; Merulinidae. Gene Ontology annotation, molecular function: calcium ion binding; Notch binding. Gene Ontology annotation, biological process: Notch signaling pathway.